AUGGACGAGAAAUCUACGACGUUUGCAGUUGAAGGAGAAGGAUGCGAAGAAGAUGUUCGAAAGUGGUGCUACCAUGGAGGUGCAGGUCGACCUAAGAACUCGGGUGAACUUCCAUUGAAAGUAAAAUCAUAUAUUUCGUCUAAGGGAUGGGUUUUCUGGUAUGCCAUCAGAAACGGGAAAGAAGAACCGAGAUAUCAAUCGCCCCAUGGAGAAGUUUACAAUUCGUUGAGAAUGGCUUGCAAAAGUUAUAUCGAUCAAGGUUCGGCAGAGGGAAGGACGGGAAACGUGGAGCCCAAGCAAUCUAAAAAACGAAAGAGUUCGAGUAUGGAUGAUCAGCCAGUACUGGAAUCUGUUCAAUCUGAAUUGCCGAAAAGAGGGAAAACGUUGAAGAUACAAGAGGCUCCGGUGGUAAAAUAUAGUAAACAAGUGCGGAAGGGUCCAGUUUCUAGGCGUAACCCUCGAACUGUUCUGUCUCUGUUGAUAGAUAAUAAUGUUGUUCCGAUACUGGGAAAGGUGUAUUAUCGCAGUAAGACAGGGAAUCCGCUGAUGAAAGGUCGGAUCACUCGUGACGGGAUUCAAUGUGACUGUUGCUCGAAGGUUUUCGCUCUCACCUCCUUUGAAGAUCAUGCUGGAAGCACCAAUCACAGGCCAGCGGCUUACAUAAUCUUGGACGAUGGCACCGGCAGGUCACUUGCUGAUUGUCAAAGACAAGUUUGUGAUUCAAUGAAGAGCACAACAACCACUCCGAGAACUCCUUCUAUUGUAGAGAGCCCUAAAACCGUGAAGGUGGCCGACAAUUUGUUUCGAGACGAGCAUGAUGAAGUUUUCUCUGCUUGCUACAAUGGAGGAGAUUUAAUUUGCUGUGAUUACUGUCCUUCAACUUUCCAUAUGAAAUGCCUUGGCUUAAAGGAAGUCCCCAAUGACCCCUGGUUUUGCCCGUCUUGCUGCUGUGGAAUAUGCAGCAUCGGAUAUUCAAGGGACAAAAUUUUAUUUUCUUGUCAUCAAUGUGAGCUUAAAUUCCAUGUUGAUUGCUUGAAGUUGAAGAAAGCAAGCAGGACGAAUACGGAGGAAAACAUGGCAUUACUAUGUAGCCAGAACUGUGAAAAGAUCUUUUAUGGCCAACAAAAACUUACAGGGAAGCCAAUUCCAGUGGGGAACAAUCUGUCUUGGACAUUGCUGAAAUCCGAUAAUCGAGCUCAAGGGCAUGGCAUGAAGUCAUCUGCAGAGAAAGGGAAUCAGAGGAAGUUGAGAGCUGCAGUUGAAGCGAUGCAUGAGUGUUUUGAGCCAAGCGAAGCUGUUGGGUCGGGGAGAGAUUUAGUUGAAGACGUGAUAUUCAGCCGACCCUCUAAGCUGAAACAACUCAACUUCAGGGGAUUCUAUACAGUGAUUCUGGGGGAAAAUGAUGAUCUGGUUUCAGUGGCCACUCUGAGAGUACACGAUAACAAGGUGGCUGAAAUGCCCCUUGUUGCCACCAGGUUCAGACACCGCCGCCGCGGAAUGUGCCAAGUUUUGAUGGAUGAACUUGAAAAGAAUCUGGUGAAAUUAGGGGUGGAUAUGCUGGUUUUGCCUGCACUGCCUACCACAUUCGAGACGUGGACUAAUAACUUCGGGUUUUCCCGCAUGCCGUAUGUUGAAAGAGUAAAGCUUUUUCCGUAUGCUAUACUAGACUUCCAGGGCACCAUAAUUUGCCAAAAACUCUUGACAUAG
Molecule: messenger RNA, 1707 nt
Organism: Hibiscus syriacus
Lineage: Eukaryota; Viridiplantae; Streptophyta; Magnoliopsida; Malvales; Malvaceae
Product: increased DNA methylation 1-like
Exons: 1
Coding region: 1-1707 (568 amino acids)
Biological process (GO): negative regulation of DNA-templated transcription
Molecular function (GO): acyltransferase activity, transferring groups other than amino-acyl groups; transcription corepressor activity
Source: RefSeq, a predicted model, not a curated record